Molecule: messenger RNA, 5499 nt
Organism: Epinephelus moara (kelp grouper)
Lineage: Eukaryota; Metazoa; Chordata; Actinopteri; Perciformes; Serranidae
Exons: 2
Coding region: 958-2454 (498 amino acids)
Source: RefSeq, a predicted model, not a curated record
GACUGCCUGCAAGACUUGUUGUCCAUGUUGUUAGCUAAGGAACAGAAUCUCCGGGAAUUGGAUAAAGAAAUUGAAAAGGAGAUACCAAUGGACGAGCUGCAGGCGGACAUAGUGAAAACUGUGGAUUAUCAGGACAGCGUAAGUCUCUGGAAAGCCCGUGCAACAAGGCUAAUUGAAAGAGAGGAAGCAGCAGCGGCACAAUGGAGCUCGCCUCGGCUGAGUGAUGUCGACUUAUCUGUCAAUAAAGUCUAAGUCAAGUCGACAAGUCAUUUGAUGACGUCAUCACAUUGACGCGGCGGAGGAAAGUGAAGUAUCUCCACACGUGAUGUGUGUCUGUCACUCUCAACAUACCGAACCGAACAUACUCGGGCGUACUAUUAGCGAAGCGGACUCCGCGAGGAAUGUCCGCAGUCAUUCGGGCUUUCAUAGUCGAGCGCACUUCCGUGUUAUAGUUUCCUGUAAAAAUGUCUGUGAAAAAUCCCCGCGAUGUGAAAAAUACAUGCCGAGCAGUCACUGGUGCGUGGAGUGGAGUCCGUGCGGUCGUAAAAUCUGAGCUUUGCGCGCACAGGGCUUGCGGACGUCCACUUUGAGUCCGCACGGACCUCUGCGGAGUCCGUUCCACGUACGUUCAGAGGCAGCGAUUGCAUUCUGUACACAAGCACAGAGAGAGAGAGAGGAGGAAAAAACACACGACUUGUCGACUCCUCCCGGGGGGUGUCGACCUUGUGCCACUGACGUCGACACGUCGACAAAUCGACUUUUCUGUCAAUGCCCUACUGUACAUAAAUAAAUAUGACGGUGAAAUAGCGAUGUGGCAGGAAUUUUGGGUUCAAUUCGAGACUGCUAUCCAUGAGAAUAGAGAGCCGAGUAAAAUGGAAAAGCUGACAUAUCUCAAGUCAUAUCUCGUGGGUCCAGCAGCAAGAGCCGUGGCAUGGCUAAAAAUAACAGAGAACAAUUAUGAUGUCGCAUGUCAACAUGCUGAAGGAGAGAUUUGGAAGACGAGACCUGGUGGUGAGUGCGCACAUGGCUAAACUGCUAAACUUGACCCCAGUUAAAAAAUCCUCAGACAUUGUUGCUUUAAGACAGCUGUAUGAUGAGUGCGAAGUCCAGAUUAGAGGCUUGGAGUCCCUCGGAGUAGUUUCAGAUACAUAUAGAGGAUUGCUGUGUCCCAUAUUACUCCAGAUGAUCCCAGAUGACCUUGCUCUUGCUUAUACACGCAAAACAGAUUCAGGGCAUGAGCUGGAGGUCCAAGAGCUCAUCAGUUUCCUACAGCUGGAAGUUGAAAGCAGAGAGCGUGCUAUGCACUUAACCAAAGUGGGAACCCUUAACAAAGACUUACAACCUGCUCACCAGCAUCAUUAUAAGCCAGAUUCAGGGAGUGGAAAAUCCAGAAAACCAAGCCUCCCGUCAGCUGCUACUCUCCACACAAGCAGCUCAAACUCUCCCAGAGGCUGUUUAUUCUGUGACAGUACAAGCCAUACAUCAGAACUGUGUACAGAUGAUACAGUCAGCACGCAAAAGGAAAAGUUGAAGAAAAUGGGGAGGUGUUUUGUGUGCCUAGGACAACAGCAGGUUGCUAAAUUCUGUCGAACCAAGAAUGUCUCAUGUAGCAGCAAGUGUGGACGGAGACGCCACCCCACGAUGUGCGACAAGGAUGAGCAGACAGAACCCCCAAAUAGUGCUCAAGAGACAACUGACACUGUCAUUUCUUCUGUGGCUCCCCACACAGUAAAGACAAGCACAGGAAAAUCAAAUACAGUUCUACUGCAAACAGUAACAGCGUGGGCAGAAGGACCAAGGGGGAAGAGAAAAGUGCGCUGCCUGAUGGAUGGAGGAAGUCAGCGGAGCUUUGUCCUGCAGAAACAGGUAAAGACAUUGGGAUUACCUGUCGUGAAAAGAGAGACUUUAAAGCUCCACACUUUUGGCAGUGAAAUUCCAGCAACAAUGGAACACAGCAUUGUGAAAUUAGUCCUGCUAAAUAUUGACAACAAAGAGCUAAAUACUGAGAUCGAAGCUGUUGAAACGUUGCAAGUGAGCUCCGCCAUCAUGCAGGUCCCUAGAGAACAAAUCCGGCUGCAGCUAGAGAAAAAAGGGCUGCCAUCAGCAGAUGUUUCAGGCAGGAGCGAUGAAGAGCUGGAGCUGUCAGUUCUGAUAGGCGCUGACUACUACUGGAAAAUGGUGUCUGGCAGAGUAGAAAGACUAUCAGAGUCCCUGGUUGCCAUAGAAACCAUAUUUGGCUGGACAGUGCAGGGACCAGUGUCCAUGUCCAGCAUGAAGAUUGGCAUCGAGCAAGCCACACAGGUUUCAAACCAGCAACGAACAUUCUGGGAAAUAGAGUCGCUAGGCAUUUCCAGCAAAGGUGAGGAACAAGCUGAUGACGUGGAAGCUCAGCAAAACUUUGACAGGUCAGUCAGAUACACUCAAGGGAGAUAUGAAGUGAAAUUGCCAUGGUGACAGGAUGCCCCAGAACUCCCAGACAAUCUGAGAAUUGCCAGGAAAAGAUUUGAAGGGCUGAAAAGAAAACUAAAAACUGACGUGACGCUAUUCAAAAGACACAGUGAUGUGAUUCAGGACUGUCUUCAGCAAGGAAUAUGUUAAGAUGUUCCAGACACCAGACACACAGCAGGCACUGAGAACAACAAUGUCAAGUACUAUCUACCUCACCAUGCUGUAAUUAGAGAGGACAAGGCAACAACCAAGGUGAGAGUUGUUUUCAAUGCUUCUUCACAUGAAGACAGCUGUCCUUCUCUCAACGACUGCCUGCUCACUGGACCAAAUUUAAACCCGGACCUCCUAACCAUCUUAGUGAGAUUCAGGCUGCAUCCAAUCGCAUUUAUGGCAGACAUCACUAAAGCCUUCCUGCAAAUAUCUGUUGCUGACGAGGACAGAGAUGCUUUGAGGUUCCUGUGGCUCACUGGACCCCCCGAUGCUGCGGACACCAAAUCACGCACACUGAGAAUGACUCGCGUGGUGUUCGGAGUGUCAUCGAGCCCAUUCUCGCUUGCAGCUACAAUCCGGAACCACUUGAAUGGGUACCAAACAAGUCACCCACAUGCGGUUAACACUCUGAAAGACUCCCUGUAUGUUGAUGACUUUAUCGCCAGCUCAAGUGAUGUUGAAGGUGCUUUUGCACUAACCACACAGGCAAGAGAAAUCCUGUCCACCGCUGGCAUGAACCUCUGUAAGUGGGCCACAAAUUCCUCCGAGCUGAAAGCUAAGUGGCUGCAAGGGGAUUUCGACUUCACUCUAGAACCUGAAGCACAUGGCUGUGUGUUAAAGGUGCUCGGCCUAGUAUGGAGACCAGAGACUGACGACUUUGUUUUCAACCUCAAACAUCUCAUGGACAGUUUCAAAGACAGAGUGAACACAAAGAGGAGUGUCCUGCAGUCGUCAGCUAAGAUAUUUGACCCCAUGGGAUUUCUGACGCCAUUUACAAUAAGAGUGAAAUGUCUCUUCCAGGAUAUGUGGCAAAGGGGCAUCAGCUGGGACCAGGAGCUGCCAGAUGACCUCACUCAAGGGUGGCAGCAAUGGUGUAUGGAGCUGCUCCAGCUGCAUCAGAUAGCCAUUCCCAGGUGGUGUGGAACUGACGAACUGCAAAAUGGACGUGGCCUUCAUGUGUUCAGUGUGGCAAGUGAAAGGGCCUACAGCGCAGUAGCAUAUCUCCAAGGACAAACAGCUGAGGGAAAAACUGUGAGCAGACUUAUCAUGUCCAAGUCAAGAGUUGCACCCAUUAAGAAACUCACCCUUCCACGCCUUGAGUUAAUGGGAGCUCUGGUUGCAGCAAGGAUGGGAAACAACCUGUUAAAGGCAAUGGACAUGCACACGAGCCAAAUACGCAUGUGGUCAGACUCCAUGAUAGUCAUCCAGUGGAUUCGCAGCUCAGCGCAAAGAUGGAAACAGUUUGUCGCAAAUAGAGUUAGAUACAGAGAUACAGUCACUGACCCCGCCAGAAACCUGGUCACACUGCAGUGGGAAGCUUAACCCCGCUGAUCUCACCACAAAGGGUCAGACUGCCUCAAACCUGAAAGAAGAAGAACCCUGGUGGUCAGGACCCCCAUUUCUGAGUUCAGUAAUUCAGCCAGAGCUAUCUACUGAAGAGCUCUGUGAAGAGGAAGUAAAGGCUGAGCUCAAGUCAAACCAUGUCACAGUCCAUCUGAGUAACGCAGAAAAUACAUCACCAGAUCCCCUAUUAAAGCUGGAGAACUACGGCAAACUAAGGACUGUAUUCAGAGUCACGGCCUGGAUUAAAUGAUUCAUCCACAACUCUCGCUCAAGAGAAAAAAGACAAGGAGAGCUGACAGCCAAGGAGCUGGCUGAAGGACACUGGAUAUUGGAGGCACAAAAUCAGAGUUUCCAGCGAGAGAUAAGUGAAAUGAAAGCAGGACAAGACAUACACAAAGACUCAAAAAUCAGAGACUUGAAGCCGUUUCUUGAUGAAAAUGGGUUAGUCUGUGUGGGAGGGAGACUGCGGCAUUCAAACUUUAGCUUCAGUGAACAGCAUCCGUGGAUCUUGCCUUCCAAUCACAGACUCUCUGAAAUGCUGAUCAAGCACAGAGAGAGACUGGUCCGAUCAGUAAAGACAUGUCUGAGGAAAGUGAUGGGAAGAACUUCACUGAGCUUUGAGGAGCUAUCAUCCCUAUUAGCAGAGGUAGAGGCGACAAUUAAUUCAAGACCACUCACCUUUGUCUACAAUGAACCAGAAGAACCUCAACCUCUGUCACCGGCUCACUUCCUGAUUGGAAGGCGAUUCUCCUCCUUGCCACCUAAGCCCUUUCAUGCUGCCAAGCAAACCCUCAACUCCAGCCAAGAGGAACUGACUCAGAGAUGGAAAUAUCGUUAGUGCCUUCUCAACGACUUCUGGACUCGCUGGAAAAGGGAGUAUUUACUGGAGCAGAGAUCCGCCCACACCAGAAACACUCCACGCUCUACACCUCUAAAGGAAGGAGAUCUGGUGCUUAUUGGAGAUGACAAAAUGCCACGCCAGAUCUGGAAAACUGGGAUGAUCAAUGAACUGUUCUCGGGAAGAGACGGACUUGUGAGAUCCUGCGCUGUGCGCACAUCAGACAGGACAAUAUUAAGAAGACCAGUUCAACUCCUAUAUCCUUUAGAGACUGCUUAAACUGUCUUCAUGAGGAUGUUGUAUCUUUAUUUCAUUGAUGGGUCAAUGAUGUGACGCUACUUUUUUUGUGUUCAUAUGGUUUAGUCAAAUUUAAAAGGGUUAAAAUUUGAAAAUAAAUGUAUGAUUAACUUACAAACUUUAAUUUUGUGUGGAUCCAGUAUAAAAUUUUUGCUUUUAAUACAUUUUGAGAGAAUAUAUUAGAGGAUAAUGGCAAAAAUGUCUAAGUGGUGUAACCAUAAAAACUUGCACCAAAUAAUUAAACUUGCUUAAAAACACUAAAAUUCUCAAUAAAAAAAAACAUUUCAACUAGUUUGGCAUGAUCUUUAAAUUAUUACUUUUUUAUAUUCAAUAAAGGUUAUGAAAUACAAUUGUUCUAAAUA